UGAAGGAAAAACAAAACACUGAUUUCCCGAGAACCGCGAAAAGGUGGAAGAAGGAGCGAAGAGAGAAGAGAACACAGCUGAUAUAUGUGACUCUGGUUCUUUUCUUUCUUUCUUUUUUUUUUUAAACUUUUGGCUCUUGUGGCUGUGGACUGUGGUUGCUUCUCCUGCGUCGUUUUCCGACAACCUUUGAUCGUUUUCGGCUGUUUCGUGACUGGGUUUUGAUCAAAGCUUGGAGCUUUCCCCAGAAACUUGAUCUGGGUUUCCUUCAUUUUGCCCAAGAAGAUGAAUCUUUACGAGAAAUGCACCAGUGAUGUUGCCCAGAUUCUGAGAGGAGGAACUCUCUUCGUGCUCCUCGUCUUGCAGUUUCCAGUUCUUUUCCCUCAUUUUUUCGGUCUCCUCAGCCACGCUGCUUCUUCCAAGCCAUCUGAAUGGAACGCCGUGAAACCUAGGCAUUUGUCUCUGCUCAAGAGUGCAGUGCAACGUUCCAGUGGAGAACAGUCUGAUCUCUGGAGGCCUUUGACUGAUCAAGGAUGGAAACCGUGCAUUGAUCCAGGAAAUGCCCCUUCAAUACCAGAGAAAUCAGAAGGUUACAUCCAGGUGUUUCUCGAUGGAGGGCUGAACCAGCAGAGAAUGGGGAUAUGUGAUGCAGUUGCAGUUGCAAAGAUACUAAACGCCACUCUCGUCGUUCCGUAUCUCGAAGUGAAUCCUGUUUGGCAGGAUUCCAGUUCGUUUGUGGAAAUCUUUGACGUGGAUCACUUUAUUGAUGUAUUAAAGGAUGAUGUAAGGAUAAUCAAAGAACUGCCUGAAAAAUUCUCAUGGAGUACGAGAGAGUACUAUGCCACAGCAAUCCGUGAAACCCGUGUGAAGACUGCACCUGUCCAUGCUUCUGCCAAUUGGUAUCUCGAGAAUGUUUUGCCUGUUCUUGAAAGUUUUGGGAUUGCUGCUAUUGCCCCAUUCUCACACCGUCUAUCCUUCGAUCAUUUACCUCCGGAGAUCCAACGGCUGAGAUGCAAAGUUAAUUUCCGGGCACUGAGGUUUGUCCCCCAUGUUAGAGAACUUGGCGAUGCUCUUGUAAGUCGUCUUAGAAAUCCGUCAUGGAGAAACAAAGAACAGAAUGUGGAUCACUUGACGGAUAUAACCAACUCUCACAGCAGACAAGAACCUGGGAAAUUCGUUGUUCUUCACCUCCGGUUCGACAAGGAUAUGGCUGCUCAUUCUGCCUGCGAUUUCGGUGGGGGAAAGGCUGAGAAACUGGCGUUAGCCAAAUACAGACAAAUGAUAUGGCAAGGAAGGGUACUCAACUCGCAAUUUACAGACGAAGAGCUGAGGAGCCAAGGGCGAUGCCCGUUGACACCGGAAGAGAUGGGCCUUCUUCUCGCCGCUCUCGGUUUCGACAACAACACCCGUCUCUAUCUCGCAUCCCACAAGGUAUAUGGAGGGGAAGCUAGGGUUUCAGCACUAAGGCAAGUGUUUCCAAGAAUGGAAGACAAGAGAAGCCUUGCUUCAUCAGGGGAGCGAGCUCGUAUCAAAGGAAAGGCGUCUCUUUUGGCAGCGGUUGAUUACUACGUGAGCAUGCACAGUGACAUCUUCGUCUCUGCCUCUCCAGGAAACAUGCACAAUGCCCUUGUGGGUCAUAGGACAUUCGAGAAUAUGAAGACCAUAAGGCCAAACAUGGCGUUAAUAGGACAGAUAUUCCUCAACAAAAGCUUAACCUGGAUCGAGUUUCAGCAGAAAGUGGGUGAAGGGCAUGUGAACAGACAGGGCCAGAUCCGUUUAAGGAAGCCGAAACAGUCGUUAUACACUUACCCUGCUCCUGACUGCAUGUGUCACGUCUGAUCCAUCUCAUCUCUCUCUCUCUCGUUCUUGGUUGGCAGAGGAUCCAUGGCUAUAGCGUACACGAUAGUGAGAGGAACAAUAAAAUCAUUCGCGGGUUUGAUGCGAUGAUACCUAUUUAUUCACUACGGUAGUUGAGGAGAGGCCAGUGUGUAGAUAUAGCUGGUUUUCAUAAUAUUGGAGCGGGAAGAUAUGUUCAUGUUUCUGAUUUACGCUUAGGUUCUGUCUUUUCUUCGGAUUGUAAUAAAUUCUGGGAUUCUGUCCAAUCAGAAAAACGAUAUCAGUGAUGAUA
Tarenaya hassleriana is the source of this 2125-nucleotide messenger RNA. RefSeq lists its product as uncharacterized. The record is from RefSeq and is a predicted model, not a curated record. The transcript has 10 exons. NCBI's taxonomy places the organism in Eukaryota, Viridiplantae, Streptophyta, Magnoliopsida, Brassicales, Cleomaceae. Bases 283 to 1836 code for a protein of 517 amino acids.